GGAAGACGGUGUAAAGGUUUACAGCAAACUGCUAUUCUGUUUAUCUCAAGCAAAUAGGUCCUUCACUGAAGAACUCCUCCCCUAGGUCAUUCAACGUAUUACCUAUGUGCUCGGAGGGGAACAGAGUAAACAGGGGAGAGGAGAGUGAGCUGUGUGUUCCUGAGAGGGUGUGGAGAGCCCAAACAGGUGUAGCCUUCAGUCUGGAGCAGGGCUUUCUGCAUGCCUCUGAGGCUUCAGCAUGGAGAUGAACACAGUGCCUAAGAGCCAUCCUGACAAAGGGAAGGACAACCAUGCUUUUUUGGCAGAGGAGAAAGAUCUGACCCGCACCGAUUUGAACCUGACUUCUGAAGAUGGAGAAGAUGCUCACGACGACCAACCAAAAAGUUUCCUACAGAAGAAUGUGGAGUGGGCAGAGGCCUGCUUGAUGAAGAACAAGGACAGGAUUAUAUUGGCCCUACUCCUAGUUUUACUUGCAGGUUAUGCUGCCAUGUUGAUAGCGGCCUGUAUUCUGAAUUACAAACAAGCUGUUGAGCUGCUGGCAGUCACGAUUGUAGUCAUUUUCUUUCUGGCCUGGGAUUGGUUAAUGCAACGCUACGGUGACCUUCUAUGCCAGAAGUUCUCUCCCAUCUGUGAGCUGUGGGACGGCAACUGGUUUUGGAUCAAAUGGGUGGUGUAUGCGGUGUUACUGGUGAUGCUGGUGUGUUGGCUUGUGUUUGACACGGCCAAGAGCGGAACCAGGCAACUGGUGUCCUUUGCUGGACUGGUGCUUCUUAUCCUGCUCAUGGCACUCUUCUCCAAACGCCCCACCAGGAUCCAUUGGAGAACUUUGUUUUGGGGUGUUGGGCUACAGUUCGUCUUUGGUCUGCUCAUGCUCCGGACGGAUGUUGGCCUAAAAGCGCUACAGUGGGUGGGAAACAAAGUAGAGACCUUCCUGUCCUACUCAAAUUCUGGGGCCAAAAUGGUUUUUGGUGAGAGUUAUGAGGAUCACUUCUUUGCAUUCAAGGUGAUGCCUUCUAUUGUCUUUGUAAGCACCAUCAUUUCGGUCCUCUAUCACGUGGGUUUCAUGCAGUGGCUCAUUCUGAAGAUUGGUUUUGUAAUGCAUGUAUCCAUGGGAACCUCUCUGACAGAAUCGACAGCUGCAGCAGGGAACAUGUUCCUGGGACAGACCGAGUCCCUGCUCCUGAUUCGUCCGUACAUCCACCAGAUGACCCGCUCUGAGAUCCACGCCGUUACGGCGGGUGGGUUCGCUAGCGUCUCUGGGAGCAUCCUGGCGGCCUAUAUCUCCCUGGGGGUGAAGGCCUCUCACCUCCUGACAGCGUCCAUAAUGUCAGCACCGGCCUCCCUGGCCAUCGCCAAGGUGUUCUGGCCGGAGACGGAGCCUGCCAAGGUCAGCAGGGAGAUAAAGAUGCCCAGAGGGGAGACAAACAACUUGUUGGAGGCUGUAGCUCAAGGGGCGUGUUCCUCUGCGCCAUUGGUGGCUAAUAUAGUCGUCAACCUCAUCGCUUUCGUUUCCAUACUAGCCUUCAUGGACGAGACUCUGUCCUGGCUGGGAGCCUUGUUUGAUUAUCCACAGUUCAGCUUUUCGCUCAUCUGUUCCUAUGUGUUUGCGCCGCUGGCCUUCGUUAUGGGCGUAUCGUGGGAGGACAGCUUCAUUGUGGGCGAGCUGAUUGGCAUCAAGACGUUCUUGAACGAGUUUGUGAGCUAUGAGAGGCUGUCUGUGCUCAUCAAGAAUAGGGAGGAAGGGAAGCCUGAGUAUGUGGGCAUCGUUAAGCAGUAUAUAUCGAUUCACUCCCAAACCAUAGCUACCUAUGCUCUGUGUGGCUUCUCUAACUUUGGCUCCCUGGGGAUGAUCAUUGGCGUGAUGAAUACCCUGGCUCCAGAGAGAAUAUCAGACUUCACCGACUGUGGCCUCAGAGCGUUGACGGCAGGAAGCGUGGCCUGUUUCAUGACUGCAUGCAUCGCAGGUAUUCUAUACGUUCCGGAACUCCAGUGUGAUUCGGUGUUUGGAGCGCUCGCCAACAUCUCUGUAUGGAAUACCAGCACUGAGAUAUCUGAAUGCUGCUGCCAGCUAUACAACAGUGUAAAGGCGACCACUCCAAUGAACAUGACCAAUGGAACUUCCAUUUUACAACGUUGCUGUGCAUUUGCUCCCUCUGCUUUCUUUAACUGUACCAUUGGGCUUGAAGCGAUCAUCCCCCAUGGUGUAAAAUGUCAUUAGCAUAAGUAUGAACAAAGGAUUCAAUGAGUAGGAAUCAGUCUUGGGAAAAAAAUCGUUCAAGGAACCUCAUCCCUUGAUGCAUUCGUAGAAGUAGCCUAGCCCUUUCCAAUGACACGGUAGUCAUUAAAAAAGGGAGGGUGAGGGGGCAUUUAAUUGGCUGCAAUAUGCAUUUUUACCACUAGAUACCACUAAAUUCAUCCCACUCAACAUUUAAUAGUUUCUAUUUUUUUAUUGCUGUGUAACCUAGGCUAUUUUUCUAGCCUAAUUAAAUUUACAUUUCUGUACUUCUGUCCUUGAAUUAUUAAUAGUGUUGCUUUGUGUAUUUCAUCAUAUGUUUUCUAUUGCAUUUUCUAUUGUUUUUUGUUUAUU
Molecule: messenger RNA, 2587 nt
Organism: Gadus morhua (Atlantic cod)
Lineage: Eukaryota; Metazoa; Chordata; Actinopteri; Gadiformes; Gadidae
Product: solute carrier family 28 member 3
Exons: 17
Coding region: 239-2218 (659 amino acids)
Biological process (GO): purine nucleoside transmembrane transport; pyrimidine nucleoside transport
Cellular component (GO): plasma membrane
Molecular function (GO): pyrimidine- and adenosine-specific:sodium symporter activity
Source: RefSeq, a predicted model, not a curated record